AGGGUGUUAGCCCCGCCUCUCUCUCCACGUGCAUGUGAGAGACUGUAUAAGAGAAGAUUCUCCAUUCAUAAAUUGUUAUAGUUAUUUCAUCUUUACAAACUUUUACUCCAAUUAGUGCAAUAUUUUUGCUUUUUUUUCUACAGCCAUGGUGUUCUACAUUGUGCCAGCGGUGCUUUUCGCUUUCGCAGUAUCCACUGUUGAAUGCCGCUCCUUGUCUUGUAAUUUGAACUGCCCCACCGGAACAAAAUGCGUUCUUCAGAGGAGUACUUGCGAAUACCCGCCAUGUAAACGUUACCCUGUCUGUCUCGAUGUUAAUCCACCUUAUCAGAGUAACCAUGUCCCAGCCGUAGUUUCCCGCCCAGGGAGAUGCCCUGUCCCCACGACACCUGGACCAUGUACAACACAAUGUCAGAACGAUGCUAUGUGCCCCAACAAUGGAAUCUGUUGUUAUAAUGGCUGUGGCUUUACGUGCAGCAGACCACAAACCAAACCAGGUACAUGCCCUCGAUAUCUUCGGAACGAAAACCUCUGUGGAAUGGACUGCUCGAAUGAUAGUGACUGCCCGGGGGUUGAGAAAUGCUGUCUUACGGCCUGUGGGAGCACUUGUUCAAGACCCUGUUAUUACUACCUAUUCAAUACUGCAAACCAAGUAGCUGGCGUCCGAUCGGCAUUUUGGUCCCUUCCGUACAUGUGUCGCCGAAUGUAGCACCUGCCCAACUUCAGAUGUCUUGAAUUUGC
Messenger RNA from Saccostrea echinata, 738 nucleotides. RefSeq names its product waprin-Phi1-like. Gene Ontology annotation, cellular component: extracellular region. The record is from RefSeq and is a predicted model, not a curated record. Bases 146 to 706 code for a protein of 186 amino acids. Gene Ontology annotation, molecular function: peptidase inhibitor activity. The transcript is spliced from 4 exons. NCBI's taxonomy places the organism in Eukaryota, Metazoa, Mollusca, Bivalvia, Ostreida, Ostreidae.